Messenger RNA from Annulohypoxylon truncatum, 1602 nucleotides. RefSeq names its product Apc15p protein-domain-containing protein. The transcript has a single exon. The record is from RefSeq and is a predicted model, not a curated record. Gene Ontology annotation, biological process: anaphase-promoting complex-dependent catabolic process. The coding region runs from base 371 to 1585 and encodes 404 amino acids. Gene Ontology annotation, cellular component: anaphase-promoting complex. NCBI's taxonomy places the organism in Eukaryota, Fungi, Ascomycota, Sordariomycetes, Xylariales, Hypoxylaceae.
AUUCAAGGAUGCUGAAGGUAAGAUGCAUACUCCAGGGCUACUACCCCGGACAGCUGGAGAGAAUACCUAUUGGAAAGUGCAUGUCGCCUAGGUAGGUACAUACAGUAAUUACAGGGCAGCUACGCCUGGGUUACGCUUAGUCAUAACCAAUUGUAAUAAUUUUUGGAGCCUCAACAUCCCACCUUAGAUCCUCUCAGAUCUGCGUGUCCGUACUGUUACCGCAACGCUUCUUUUGAGAGCAGUCAUUAUUCCAUUCCUCUUACUGCGGCAGGAAGAAAUUAGGCGGGAUGUCCUUCAUGCCGCCAUCUCACAAGACGGCCAAUUGCAUCUAAGUCCGUCCUAGCCCUAACCUGAACUAACCUCGACCAUCAUGUUGUCCCUUCUUCCCGACCUAGCACCGCGCGACGUAAGUCAACCCAUCUCGGGCCCCUCUCCCCCUACCCCGAGUAGAAACCUCCGCAUAACCCUACUAACCAUCCCACUUGCCCAGUCCCACGCACUAUGGUACACCUCGCCCCGUAACCCGCUCAGCUCCUCCUCCUCCGCCCUCGACGCGUCCGCCUACCCGCCCUCGCCCCUCGCCCCGCAACCGCAGCAACAACCGCACGACCCCUCGGGGCUCUCGCACCGGCGGGGCGCACACCUCCUCGAGCGUUCGCCCCUCGCACGCCUGCGAGCCGACGAGCAGACGCUAGAGCGGCGUCGCGCCAACGUGACCAACUUCGGCGCAGCCUGGCUCAAGCCUCCCGGGAUCCCCAAGACGCUGCACCAGCUGCGCGAGGAGCGACGCGAGGCCGAGGAGCAUGCCGAGGCCCUGCGGCGCGAGCAGCUGGCACAGGAGCUCGCCGAGGCCGAGGCCGCUGGGGGUGCCGGGGGUGUCGACGCCUUGGUAGACGCGCAGGGAGAGGAGGGCGAGGAUGGGGAUGGGGUUAUGGAUGAUGUGCAGUUGGACGGGGCGCGGGAUCUGGAUGAGGAUAUACCCGAGGCGGAUGAUUUCGGGGUAGGUUCUGGGUCCGAAGAGGACGAUGAUGAAGAGGAUGAGGAUAGCGAUGAUGAUAGUGACGAGGAUGAUGACGAUGACGACGACCCGGAGCAGCGGGCGGCGCAUGCACAGCAGCAGCUCAUGGCUCAGCGUAUGAGGCAAGCCGACGACGCGUUCCGCGAGUCUGUAGCCCGCGGGCGUGACGGUGGGAACUACUACGGCGUCGAUGACGAAGUGGACGACGAGGACCAGGCCCAGAUGAUCGAGGAGGACGACCUGAUCGGGCACGGAGACGGCGGAGACAUGGACAUGGACGGCGACCUGGACGAUGAGAUACCCGAGGCAGAGGACGCAGGCUACGAGCAUACGGACUCGGAGGCGGAUCUCAGCAGCGAGGACGACGGUGACGAGCCCGAGAUGAGCUUUGCCGCGCAGGUGUCCCAGCCGUCUAGGUACAGGCACAGCUUAGCACGCAGCGAUGCGACGCGGCAUAGUCUCGCUAUUAGCGACAUAUUAUCGCACGACGAGAGCAGCAUGCUUCACAGUAGCCCGGAAAUCCAGCGGCGGCGAAAUAGUGGACCUGCACGCCGUGGUCGAGGCUGAAGAAGGCGAGGCUAACG